UUGUAACCAAGUCCCGUUCCAAAAUAACUACUAUCUUGGUUAACCUCAUCCCCAUCAAACCUCAACCUCUAAAGUUCACUCAAGGUUCAUUUUGGAACGCACCCCCGAGAGAGCACCUUAUCCCUACCACCUCACUCACCCCGACUCCUAGUAAUCACCCGCUAGGUGUAGUUUCUGAACGCAGCCCUGAUCGGCCAGCUCGAAGCAGAACACUGCUGCUAUCGGUUUCUCGUGACAGUAGUUUUUAGGCCUCCCGCCUCUGUCGUCCCUUGCCUUACGCCUAGUUAACCGAAUGCGUUAUCCGGUGUGGCGGCUCGACAGAGCGAGAAAUAUGGAGCAAACACUUCCAACUACUUCUACUCAUACAAUGGAGCCUACAAUGUCUACAAUGUCAUACAUAUCACAUACUGUAUCACAUAUUCCAUCAGAGAUACAAUUACCAAAUCCAACUACCAAUGCUGUUGCGAAUUUUGUAAAUGAUAAUUACAAUGGAAACGAGUGUAUGAAUUUUGCAACUAACUACCGGAAUAAUGAAAUGAGAGAUGCAGAACAGCAACAAUCUCAAAAUAAUAUAAAUAUUCGAGACGGUAUGAGUACUAUAAAUAAACAGUUAGAUGACGUAAAAACUAUACUAAAAGACGGUAUGAAUACUAUAAUUAAACAGUUAGAUGACGUAAAAACUACACAAAAUACCUGCGACUGGUGCUGUCGCAUGUACUGGUUGCGUACGGCCAGACGCCUUGCUGCCUCAAAAUACGAGGAUAAGUUUUUUUGGACCCUAGCGAGGGCGAGGACGCCUCCGGGGAGCCCGCGGGAGGACCCGCAGAUGAACUCGCGCGGGGUGGAGGCGUCGGAUGACGGUGGUGCAAGGGUAAGCUCGCAGGAGGACAGCCCACAGGCACCGGCGAGCCCGUGCGAGGAGGCACCUUUGCGCGUCAUCCUCGACGUGGCGUCGGAUACGAGGACCGUUUGCUUCUACAAUAAAUGUGAAUGGCAACGGGCUGGCGCGGUGGAGUGGGCUUAA
Wasmannia auropunctata (little fire ant) is the source of this 1024-nucleotide messenger RNA. RefSeq lists its product as uncharacterized. Lineage: Eukaryota; Metazoa; Arthropoda; Insecta; Hymenoptera; Formicidae. The record is from RefSeq and is a predicted model, not a curated record. The coding region runs from base 293 to 1024 and encodes 243 amino acids. The transcript has 6 exons.